Molecule: messenger RNA, 291 nt
Organism: Rotaria socialis
Lineage: Eukaryota; Metazoa; Rotifera; Eurotatoria; Philodinida; Philodinidae
Source: the annotation of a GenBank genome assembly
AUGGGUGGUCUUCUUAUGAGUGGCGUUGGAGCAUCUUGUAGUAUUAAAUGGGAAGGUCUAUCAUUGAGCAUAACACGUUAUAACAUAGUUAUUCUUAUAUUUGUAUAUCUGAUACCGGUUACCAUUAUGAUCACAAUAAAUUUAAAUUCUUAUUUUGUAAUUCUUAAACGUCGACGUCGUGCUAGUAUUAAUUUAAAUGCACCUCAUACUCUACGUCAAUAUUUAAUUGAACGUCGUAUUACAUUUACUGUUAUUUUGAUAAUUGGUAAUAAAAGUCAAUUUGAAAAAUAA